Messenger RNA from Salmo salar (Atlantic salmon), 1278 nucleotides. RefSeq names its product U2 small nuclear ribonucleoprotein A'. Gene Ontology annotation, biological process: mRNA splicing, via spliceosome. The record is from RefSeq and is a predicted model, not a curated record. Gene Ontology annotation, molecular function: protein binding; U2 snRNA binding. Gene Ontology annotation, cellular component: U2 snRNP. Lineage: Eukaryota; Metazoa; Chordata; Actinopteri; Salmoniformes; Salmonidae.
AGUAGUGUUACUUCCGGGCGGCAGCGUGUUGAAAAAACAUUGUAAGGACAGGAUUUUUUUUUAAAUCAAGAAACCCGCUUAUAAACAUCCCCCCCCCAGUUAGCCGUCGAUAUGGUAAAAUUAUCGGCAGAGCUAAUUGAGCAGGCUGCUCAGUACACAAACCCGGUGCGCGACAGGGAGCUGGAUCUGCGAGGUUACAAAAUUCCUGUACUUGAAAACCUUGGGGCUACACUUGACCAGUUUGAUACCAUCGAUUUCUCUGACAAUGAAAUCAGAAAACUGGACGGCUUCCCUUUACUCAAGAGGCUCAAAACGUUGCUCAUGAACAACAACAGAAUAUGUCGUGUUGGUGAAAACCUUGAACAGGCACUGCCGAGUAUGAGGGAGCUGAUCCUCACAAGCAACAACAUCCAGGAAUUGGGUGAUUUGGAUCCGCUAGCCUCAGUGAAGACAUUGACCCUUCUCAGCCUCCUAAGGAAUCCAGUGACCAACAAGAAGCACUACAGGCUCUAUGUCAUCAACAAAAUUCCCCAGAUUCACGUGCUUGACUUUCAGAAGGUCAAGUUAAAGGAGCGUCAGGAGGCGGAGAAAAUGUUCAAGGGCAAACGAGGUGCUCAGCUUGCAAAGGAUAUUGCCAAGCGGACCAAAACGUUCACCCCCGGAGCUGCCGUGCAGCAGCCUGAGAAGAAGAAGAUGGGACCGUCUCCUGCUGACGUGGAAGCGAUCAAGAAUGCAAUAGCUAACGCCUCGUCUCUGGCCGAGGUGGAGAGGUUGAAGGGGAUGCUGCAGGCUGGUCAGAUCCCCGGACGGGAGGUCAGACAAGUCCCCCCGGAAAUGGUGGAGGUGGAAGAGGAGGAGAACGGGGUUGUGCAUAUGGAACGAGAGAUACAGACAGAGGAAGGAAAUGGAGUGGAGGAGAUGGAAGAGGAUGUAGUGGAGGUACAGGGAAAGGUGGAGGAGGUACAGGGAAAGGUGGAGGAGGUAGAUGUCAAGGAGGUGGAGGAGGUAGAUGUCAAGGAGGUGGAGGAGGUAGAAAAGGAAGAAGUGGAGGAGGAAGAAGGGAGGGAGGAGGGUGAAGAACAAGAGUCUGAGGAAGAUGAGUCUGAGGACGAUGAUAUGGAUGAAGACUCACCGGUUAACGGAUCAUGAUCGUUUUAUGCGGAUCUCAUGUCUCAAGUCUUGCUUGAUUUGUAGGUUUAUAUUUGUUGAACAUGCAUGUAAUGCCAUUUUUGUUAUUUUGAGAAAUGAAAAUACAAUAAACAUUUUUUUACAAAACGA